CUUGACACUUGACGAGAGACUGAGAUCGCACGUAUCCCUAUGCCCAUAAGGUGACCCUUUAGAGCGGGUGGAUAUGUCCACUUUAGGCCUUUUCUCCUUGGUCUUUAUUGCGUUUUCCGUUGUUGCACAAGGAAAACAUGUCACCUACACGCAGCCGCAACAAGUCCACCUUUCCUAUGGAGCAUCACCGGCCGAGGUGAUGGUCACGUGGGUAACUUUCAGUCCCACGAAUGUAUCUACGGUGGAAUACGGACCCUGGGUGUUCGAGCAAAGGGUUAGAGGAACUGUGACCGAGUUCAAGGUAGCAAGGAGGACCCUCUUCGUUCAUCGGGUACUGCUCACUAAACUGGUUCCUGGAACGUAUUAUCACUAUCAUUGUGGUAGUUCGGACGGAUGGAGCGCACACUAUGUGUUCCACACAUUGCCGUUGGGACCGAGGCCGCCGAAGGUCGCCGUCUUCGGGGACAUGGGAAACGCCAAUGCUCGUUCGCUAGGUUACCUUCAGGAGCAGGUGCAGGCAGGCGACAUUGACGUUGCUCUGCAUAUCGGUGACUUUGCCUACGACAUGGAUUCCGACGAAGGAAGAGUUGGAGACGAGUUCAUGCGUCAGAUUGAGACCAUCGCAGCGUACGUACCCUACAUGACGUGCGUAGGAAACCACGAAGAGGCCGAAAAUUUCACCCACUAUGACAAGCGUUUCUCGAUGAUGGACCAGGACGGGAACGCCAACAACUUCUUCUACAGCUUUGAUGUGGGACCCGCCCACAUCAUCGAGCUAUCCAGCGAGUUCUACUUCUUCUUGGAAUACGGAUGGAGACAGGCAGCGUCGCAGUACGACUGGCUCGUCAAAGAUCUCAAGAAAGCGAACCUUCCAGAGAAUAGGAAACAGAGGCCGUGGAUCAUCGUGGCGGCUCAUCGGCCCAUGUAUUGCACCGGCUUUUUCGACAGAGAUUGCAGUAACAGCAACAGUGUGAUGCGCAAGGGGUUCCCACUGUCUCACGCAUUUGGCUUGGAAGACUUGCUGUACGAAAACGGCGUGGAUCUCUACUUUGCCGGGCACCAACAUUCCUACGAGAGACUUUGGCCAACGUACAAUAACAAGGUGUACAACGGAAGUUACGAACAGCCCUACGUCAAUCCGAGGGCAACCGUUCACGUCGUCACAGGAGCAGCCGGAUGUGAUGAAGGCUUGUCCCCCUUCAUGGAGAUACCUCAAGCGUGGAGUGCUAAGCGAAUCCUGGACUACGGCUACAUGUCCAUGACACUAUUGAAUGGCACACACGUUGCGCUCGAGCAAAUAUCAACGAGCAACCCUGGUCAAGUGGUCGACGCUGUCACACUCGUCAAAGACGGCCCUUAUCCAGCUUGGUAUCAACGUGAGGACGGCAAUCAAGUCAACAUCCCUACUAAGCAAAAUUAUUGGAGAAGCAGUUGAAGAAAAGAGAAAAGCUCAGUGAGACAAAGAAAAUAAAUUUUGUAUCAGCUA
Ornithodoros turicata is the source of this 1486-nucleotide messenger RNA. Its product is annotated as acid phosphatase type 7-like. The transcript has 12 exons. Lineage: Eukaryota; Metazoa; Arthropoda; Arachnida; Ixodida; Argasidae. The record is from RefSeq and is a predicted model, not a curated record. Bases 74 to 1435 code for a protein of 453 amino acids. Gene Ontology annotation, molecular function: metal ion binding; acid phosphatase activity.